CUAAAAAGCAAAUCUGACAGAGCCAUCAUCGUUUUCUACAUUGUGAAGAGGCGCACUGCUCUCUGUAGAAGUUAAGAAGCCGAUGAUGUAAUACAUACUGAUGAAGUGAAACUACAUUCCCAGAAAUGCAAGGUUCAAAAGAAAAAAGAGCAAAUGAAUUCGAAGAUAAGAGGUGCUUAUCCUUGAACUCCCCUUCUCAUGCAUUUCAUGAUCGAAAUUACCCUUCUGCAAGAAUGCAUCAAACUAACAAUAGAAUGAAAGAGCCUGAACUUGAAGAUAACAGAUUCCAUUCAGUUAAAGAUAAAAGAUACCAAGUGGACAACAGAUCCCAGAUGCUUAUGUAUCCAGUGCAGCAUAACUCUGGGUUAAAUGUACAUGAAGAAGAAGUUGAAGAAGACACUACUUUUCACUCAUUGAGAGCUCCAGAGGUCAACAGACAGUUGAAACCACAAAAACUUUCUAUGCAAGUAAAAAAGUUAAACCUUGAAAGACUGGGGCCCUGGAAUGUUCACGUCACAGAAAACAUCUCCGAGACAAGUUUUAUUUCCAGUAAUCAAGAUCACAGUAAUAUGACAUCACAAGUUUGGAAAGAAAAAAAGAAAAUGAGCUUACCCAUACCUAAAGAUGACUUUAAUUUUAGUUAUUCUGAAGAGGACUCAACGAAUUGCACCUGGUACGUCAGAGAAUAUGAUCGUCUAAAAGCAGAGUGUGUGUUAUACCAGGACAACAAAGAUGGCACAUUCCUGGUGAGAGACAAUGGAAAUUGGACACACAAUGAACCACAUGUUUUAUCAGUUUAUUAUGGAGGUAAAGUCUAUAAUAUCAAAAUACGCUACUUGGAAGAGAGUCAGCAAUUCGCUCUUGGAACAGGUCUAAGAGGAAAUGAAAAAUUUUAUUCUGUGGAGGAAAUGAUUGACUUCUACAAGACUACCCCUAUAAAACUUAUCGACGGAAGAGGACACAGAGAUACCAGAGGCCAAUACUGUUAUUUGACACACCCACCCAGACUGAUCAGACAGAAAGCAUCUUUGUCUCUAUAGCAUAUUUUUUUUUCUUUUAUUAAUAUAUUUUUGAUUGUAAAAUAUAAUAAACAGAGCUUACCAUUUUG
This is a messenger RNA of Pelobates fuscus (common spadefoot toad), 1108 nucleotides long. RefSeq names its product cytokine dependent hematopoietic cell linker (gene CLNK). The record is from RefSeq and is a predicted model, not a curated record. NCBI's taxonomy places the organism in Eukaryota, Metazoa, Chordata, Amphibia, Anura, Pelobatidae. The transcript has 12 exons. Gene Ontology annotation, biological process: intracellular signal transduction; cell surface receptor protein tyrosine kinase signaling pathway. Bases 126 to 1040 code for a protein of 304 amino acids.